AUGACCGAAGUUGAGCAACAAAGAAGAAGUGAACUAACCCCAUGGGUUGAAAAAUAUAGACCAAAUGUGCUAAAUGAUAUAAUAUCGCAUGAACAAGUAAUAUCAACUAUUAAAAGAUUCGUUCAGAAAGGUGAGUUACCACAUUUACUUUUACAUGGUCCCCCAGGUACAGGGAAAACAUCUACGAUAUUGGCUGUGUGUAAAGAAUUAUAUGGAGAUAAGAGAAGUUCAUUUGUUUUAGAAUUGAAUGCUUCUGAUGAUAGAGGUAUAAACGUUAUUCGUGAUCAAAUAAAAACAUUUGCUGAAUCAAAAAAUCAUUAUACAACAUGUGAAAAAACAACUUUAAAAUUAAUUAUUCUAGAUGAAGCAGAUCAUAUGACAUAUCCUGCUCAAAACGCUAUGAGAAGGAUUAUGGAGAACUAUGCUAAAAAUGUGCGUUUUUGUUUGUUAUGUAAUUAUGUAAAUAAAAUAACUCCCGCUAUACAAUCUAGAUGUACGGCUUUUCGUUUUGCCCCUUUAAAAAAAGAAUAUAUGAAAAAUAAAGCACUAGAUAUAGCAAAAUCUGAGAAUGUAAAUUUAACUGAAGGAGGAAUAGAUAGUCUUAUACGUGUAGGACAUGGAGAUAUGAGAAGAAUUUUAAAUUGUUUACAAGUAGUAUCAUUAAGUCAUAAAAAUCUUGUCAUUGAUGAAAAUGUUAUUUUAUCAACAUUAGAUAUCCCAUUACCUAGUGAAACCAAGAAAAUAUUGGAAUAUUUUACAAAAGGUUCUAUAAAAGAAUCAUACGAAUUUGUUAGUAAUUUACAAUAUGAUAAAGGAUAUUCAACAAAAGAUAUUAUGAUGUGUUUAUAUGAAUCAGUUUUAACAUAUGAUUUCCCUGAUUCGGCUUUUUGUCUUUUACUUAAAAAUUUUGGAGAAAUAGAAGAAAGAUGUUCUUCUGGAGCUAGCGAACAAAUUACUUUAUCUGCUUUAAUUAGUGCAUUCGUAGAAUUUCGAACAGAACUUUUCAAAUUAAAAUAUGAUAUGAGCAACAUUUAA
Messenger RNA from Plasmodium reichenowi, 1035 nucleotides. Its product is annotated as replication factor C3, putative. The transcript has 2 exons. The record is from RefSeq and is a predicted model, not a curated record. Gene Ontology annotation, biological process: DNA-templated DNA replication; DNA repair. The coding region runs from base 1 to 1035 and encodes 344 amino acids. Gene Ontology annotation, cellular component: nucleus; DNA replication factor C complex. Lineage: Eukaryota; Apicomplexa; Aconoidasida; Haemosporida; Plasmodiidae. Gene Ontology annotation, molecular function: ATP binding; DNA binding; DNA clamp loader activity.